CGCGACGGCAAACCACGUCACGCUUAUAUAUGUCGCAACAUUUAAUAGAAAAGAAAAAAAAAUCGGAUCUUUCAGGGAAACAGCCUUAACUCGUGUCACGAUUGUGGGUUCAGUGAAGCGUGUAGCGGGCUCUUUUCGCACGCAUACGAUCGACCUUGCGCAUACUGCAAUGCGCAGGUAAACGUGCCGCGCUCGUCCCUGCGUGCCGAGACACGCGUCAGCUCGCGACCCGAGAAGACCGGCUUCAACGUUUUGCAGGAGAACGCACAAGUGUUCAGCUUCCGGCACGUGACCCCAAGAUGGGCGACGGUCCUGACCGCGGUCUGCGCUUCUGCGUCGCGGCCUUGCUGCUGCUGUCGGCAGUGGUACUUCUGGCCGACGACGUACACGCCGCCAGUGUGCUCGAGGGCCACCAGGCGGACGCGCAGUUCUGGCAAGGCGUGCUCAACAAGACCGUGGAGGGUAACACGGAUCAGGCCUUCUCCAUGGUCCUCGCCAAGGUCUCCGACGACCUCGCAGGCGCAAUGGACCGAAUCAACGAAUUCUUGGAUGGCGUGAGACGCAACGUCACGUCUGUCAUACAGCAAGGCGUCAAGAACAAAGCUGGCUCCCCGGCGGAGGAGACCCGAAAGUGACAAGCUGUACUGCACCCGGGCGUGACGUCAGAGGCUACAUACUUGCAGUCGUCCGAAUCCUGGCACGAAGCUGAACGUGCACUACAUGCACACUGAGGAUACUUGGCGACGCAGUGGCCAGUUUACUUGUCACUGAACUUCUGCGUCGACGCAAAUCCGUUCGCGUCGUUUGUUACUCGCUCUCAAAAUAAAGCACACGAU
This is a messenger RNA of Dermacentor silvarum, 836 nucleotides long. RefSeq lists its product as uncharacterized. The coding region runs from base 300 to 635 and encodes 111 amino acids. The transcript is spliced from 4 exons. The record is from RefSeq and is a predicted model, not a curated record. NCBI's taxonomy places the organism in Eukaryota, Metazoa, Arthropoda, Arachnida, Ixodida, Ixodidae.